Messenger RNA from Mus caroli (Ryukyu mouse), 3740 nucleotides. Lineage: Eukaryota; Metazoa; Chordata; Mammalia; Rodentia; Muridae. The record is from RefSeq and is a predicted model, not a curated record.
CAGAGGACCCACGUGUUCCGACCCGCUGGGCCCCGCGCGACUCGGAUCCCGCUCGGCUCUUUCGGCCGGGAGUGGGUGGGGGAGCACCGGGCAGGGGAGGAGCCGCCGGAGCAGCGGGAGACGUCCCUUAGGAGGAACCCCUUGAGCUACCCGGUCUAAAAUACGUUAAUGCCGGUGUGAGGGCUAAAUGGUGUGAUAACACCCAAGAGCCAGGAAAUGGCAACAGCCUUGGAGCCAGAGGACCAAGAUCUUUGGGAAGAAGAAGGAGUUCUGAUGGUGAAACUGGAGGAUGAUUUCACAUGCGGGCCCGAGUCCGCCUUGCAGGGCGAUGAUCCUGUACUGGAGACCUCUCACCAGAACUUCCGCCGCUUCCGAUACCAGGAAGCAUCGAGCCCUCGAGAAGCUCUCAUCAGACUUCGAGAGCUUUGCCAUCAGUGGCUGAGGCCAGAGAGGAGAACAAAGGAGCAGAUUCUUGAGCUGCUGGUGUUGGAACAGUUCCUCACUGUCCUGCCUGGAGAACUGCAGAGCUGGGUGCGAGGCCAGCGGCCCGAGAGUGGCGAGGAGGCAGUGACGCUGGUGGAGGGUUUGCAGAAACAACCCAGGAGACCAAGGCGGUGGGUAACCGUCCAUGUUCAGGGCCAGGAAGUCCUGUCAGAGGAGACCCUACACCUAGGGCUGGAGCCGGAGUCCUCCAGUGAGCAACAAGAUCCCACACAAACCUUGACCACUGAGCAGCCCCAUGAGGAAGCACUCCGAAGCCCAGAUCUGGGGACACAGGAACAGGAGACCUUGCAGCAUGAAGAGGAGCACCUGCCCCUGCCGGAAUGUGAGGUUCCAGUGUCCCAGGAUGUAGACUUUCCCACAGAACAAGGGUCUGGACACCCAGAGAUGGUUGCUCUUCUCACUGCUCUCUCUCAGGGACUGGUCACAUUCAAGGAUGUGGCUCUAUGCUUCUCACAGGAUCAAUGGAGUGAUCUGGAUCCAACACAAAAAGAAUUCUAUGGAGAAUAUGUCUUGGAAGAAGAUUGUGGAAUUGUGGUCUCUCUGUGAGACAUGAGUGAAGCUGAGGAAGAAUGUGUUGAGCAACAAGAUACACACAAGUCUACUUUGGCAAACACAGAAGUUCACCAGACUCCAGAUUGGGAAAUAGUUAUUGAGGAUAAUACCAGUAGACUUAAUGAAAGAUUUGGUACAAAUGUUUCUAAAGUUAAUAGUUUCACAAAUAUUAGGGAAACUAUGCCUGUUCACUCCCAAUCAGGGAGGCAGCAUCAUUGCCCUCUAUGUGCAAAAAGCUUCACGUGUAAUUCUCAUCUUAUUAGGCACUUAAGAACUCACACAGGAGAAAAACCCUAUAAAUGUAUGGAGUGUGGGAAAAGUUACACACGCAGCUCACAUCUAGCUAGGCACCAGAAAGUCCAUAAGAUGAACACUCCUCAUAAACAUCCUCCAAACCGGAAGACUGUGGAUGGCCCUCUGGUCCAGUCUGAGGUAACUACCCGUGUGGAGAAACCAUAUACCUGUGAUGAUUGUGGAAAACAUUUCCGUUGGACGUCGGACCUGGUCAGGCACCAGAGGACACAUACAGGAGAAAAACCUUUUUUCUGUACUAUCUGUAGCAAAAGCUUCAGCCAGAAAUCUGUGUUAACGACACACCAAAGAAUCCAUGUUGGAGGCAAGCCCUACGUGUGUGCAAACUGUGGCGAGAACUUCAGUGAGCAGAAGCAGUAUCUGACACACCGCAAGACACACGUGUCUGAGGAGCACCAUCUGUGCAAUGAGUGUGGCCGCUCCUUCAGCCAUAGUGCAGCAUUUGCCAAGCACCUGAAAGGCCAUGCUUCAGUGAGGAACUGCCGCUGCGAUGAAUGUGGUAAAACCUUUAGCAGGAGGGAUCACCUUGUCAGACAUCAACGAACACACACUGGGGAAAAGCCUUUUACCUGUGCCACCUGUGGGAAAAGCUUCAGCAGAGGCUAUCACUUAAUCCGGCAUCAGAGAGUCCACACAGGAAAGACCAAGACCUAGCUAGGGGCCUUAUGUGGAGAGCUUAAUUCUGCCGCCAACUGAGAUGGAUGGGUUCUGUGUUCAACCUGAGAAGAACUUUUCUGAGGCAUCUCUGACCUGCCCGUACCUUACAUCACCUCUUCCAACUACCAAACAAAACGACUCAUCUUUUCUCAGUUGAGGCUUCUGUUUCACUGGCAUACUCCUGCCUCUACCUCAUAGGUGUGGUGUAGGAGAUGUGGGACUUAAGGAAAUUUGGGUCACUGUAUUUUGGGAAACAUAGGCUGCUCUAGAUCCUGGAGACUACUUGACAGCCUCAACUUCAGUGUGGUCAAGGAUAAGUACGUAGGUCUGAUAAGCGACCGACUUAAAAGGGUCUGUCCUUACUGGACUCAAACCUUAAAGCACAAAACCCUAAACUCAAGAUAGGAGGUUUGGGUCCUGAUAGAUUUGCCACACUGACGGGAUAGCUACAGUUCCUCACUAAUUCGCCUCUUCACUGUACACUUUCCUUUGAUGCUGGAGACAAAGGGGAAGAAUUUUGAAGGACAAAUCCUUAAGGCUCCUUCACAAGGAUUUUGACAGGCUGCUCCUUUCCCCAUUGUCAGAAUGACACUAAGUGCCACAUACUGCUACAAAAGCGGGCCUAAGCAAAAGCCUCUUGGGGUGUACCACCCCUGUCUAAAUACUCCUGUCUACUCUUCAGCCACUGUCAGUUUGUCCCUUACAUGCCUACUGCAAAAGAGGUGUAGUACUGGAGUGCUGAAGAACUCAGUAAAGCAUAAUUAAGACAUGGUGAAAUCCAUUCCAUUCCCACAUAAUGUUUAAGCCUGUCCUCCUUCAUUUGGCUUGUGAGAAGGGAUCUAAAGCUCUUGUUAGCAUAGAAAGGCACUGUAUCUAGUGCAGAAUCAUAAUUGACUGAGAGAGACUAGAGAAGAUAUAAAACCAGUCUGGAAGACUGAAACAGCUGCUGCCACUGGCUGAGACUAUUCUGACUCCCAGUCCUUGGUAUCCCUGCCUGGGUUCUCUAAUAUCUGGGAAGAUUAUGAACCCUAGUACUUGGGACCCUGAGAAUUAAUCAGAGUAAAGGGAUUUUUAUGUGUCUUGUGUUACUUGGUUUUUCAUGUGUAAGUUCAUUUUCAUGUAAUUGUGAACUAAAAAGUAGUAUCUCCCGGUGCCCACAGGUCUCUCACCUGUUCAGUGUUCCCAGGAGGCUGAAAUUCUAUGACCUUACAUGUCUGAUCAUCUGAAAAGGACUGAGGACAGAUACUCCAUAAGUGGAGCACAGGAUGUGGGAUUAAAGCAUGAGAAGGCAGAUACACUUCUAUGCCUGAUUUCUUCUGCUUUACUUUACAAUCACAAAGGGAUAUGGUGGUUUAGCAAGGUAUCUUCUCAGCUCUAAUCCAAUAGGGAAAUUCUCUUAACGAUGGACUAGUCAAAUUUUAAUGCCAGUCAAUCAUUGUCGUGAAGAUACAUAAGAAAUAAAUAAAGUGGGCUGGAGAGAUGGCUCAGUGGUUAAGAGCACUGGCUGCUCUUCUGGAGGUCCUGAGUUCAAAUCCCAGCAACCACGUGGUGGCUCACAACCAUCUGUAAUGAGAUCUGAUGCCCUCUUCUGGUUUGUUUGAAGACAGCUACAGUGUACUUACAUAUAAUAAAAUAAAACAAUAAAUCUUGGGGCCGGAGUGAGAAGACAAAAAAAAAUUUAUUUAAAAGAAAGAAAUAAAGUAAUAUUUGCAACC